Messenger RNA from Medioppia subpectinata, 478 nucleotides. The record is from the annotation of a GenBank genome assembly. NCBI's taxonomy places the organism in Eukaryota, Metazoa, Arthropoda, Arachnida, Sarcoptiformes, Oppiidae.
UAAACUGGGCGACAAAGAGAUACCCGACGAUUAUGUUAGAAUCGACAAACUCACCAACCACACUUUACAACUGGACACCUAUCGUAAGCUUACGGAGGGUGUUUGGCAGUUGUAUGCGACUGGUGUGCACCAAGCUAAAGAGAGGGCUGGUCACGAGCUUAAUGUGACCGACACCGAGGUUAAUUUGGCUAAAGACCUGCAGACAUUGGUCACUGAUCUCAGUAACUACCUGAUCCAGGCGGCCAAAAACGAGCGUGCUAAAGGCAAAGUGUUUUGGCCCGAGUUUCACGAUAGGGUGCGUGAAUUUCUAAAUGCCCAGGUCACUGUAUUCUAUGCCAGUGUAAAGAAAUUGACCACUACUGAUAUACGCGCCGCUAAUUAUCAACAACUAUAUAAUGAUUUACACUCACUGUUAGGGCAAUGAUUACAAGUAUUUUAUAAAUUUUAUGUCGAAUAAAGAAUUUCAAUAAAAUAUAAA